This is a messenger RNA of Monoraphidium neglectum, 2516 nucleotides long. RefSeq lists its product as hypothetical. The transcript has 9 exons. NCBI's taxonomy places the organism in Eukaryota, Viridiplantae, Chlorophyta, Chlorophyceae, Sphaeropleales, Selenastraceae. The record is from RefSeq and is a predicted model, not a curated record. The annotation marks the transcript as partial.
AUGCAGGGCAGCCGGCAGGGGCUGGGGGGCGGCGACGAGGACAUCGAUGCUGAGGAGUGGGAGGAGGAUGAGGGGCUGCUAGAGGAGGAGCUGCGGGCGAUGGGCGCAGCGCGGCCUGUGGUGGGGCAGGGUGGUUCGGCCCCGCCCUGGGCGCUCGCUCCAGAGGACCUGCCCUGGCCCCGCCUGGCCGCCGCCGCCGCCGCCGCCGACAGCUGCGCCGCGGACUGCGCUGCUGGUAGCGGCGGACUGGGCGCGUCUGGCGAGGUGGACUGGGCGGACCUUGUGCCCGAGUAUAGCGGCAGCCUAGCACCCCUGCUACACGGGAUGUACAGCGAGGAGGGCGCCGCGCUGCCCGCGCUAGACUGCGGCCAGGUGCUCGCCAGCUUCACAGAUGUUGACCCGGAAGUGGCGCUGGACCAGAUGCUCGUCAUCGCGGCAGCCAGGCGGCAGCAGCAGGAGCCCCUCAGCGGCCUGGCGCCCGGCGACAUUGCCGCCGUGUUGGAGGUGGUCGUCGGCCGUGCGGGCGGGGCCGGGGCCCCGUCGGCUGUCAGUGGACGCCAGGAGGACGAGGCCCCAGAGGCGCACUGGCUGCCACCGGCGGAGCGAGCAGCCACGGAGGCGCAGCAGCAGCAGCAGCAGCAGCAGCAGCAGCAGCAGCAGCAGCAGCAGCAGCAGCAGCAGCAGCAGCAGCAGCAGCAGCAGCAGCAGGGCGGCCGCGCCGCGGCGGCCGCACCCAGCAACGAGGGCGCCGGCAGCGGUGGCGGCGGCGGCGGCGCCGGCGCGGCGCCGCGCGAGAGCCUGGGGCAGGUGUGUGCCUGCAUCCUGUCGAAGCUCAUUAUGGACACCUGGCUGAGCGCCGGCCCCGAGGCGUCGGCGCCGCUGGUGCUGCGCAUGCUGCAGCAGGCGCUGCACCACGCUAGCCCCUCCGUGCGGGCGCGGCCGUUUGACGUGCUGUACAACCUGUCGAUCCACGCGGGCCUGCUCGCCAGCUGCGAGAGCGCGGGGAAUGGCGGGGACACGCCGCUGCAGAUGCUGUUGCCCGGCGGCGGCGGUGGAGGAGGGUUGGCAGCAGGGGGCCCCGCACGGCCGGGGAUCGCGCCGCCGUCGACGCCGCCCGAGACUGCGGGGCAAUUCCGGCUGGGCCGCAGCGGCGCGGACGUGGCCCCCCCGGCGGCGGACAGUCCCCCGGGCGGCGGGCGUGCAGCGGCGCUGGCCGCUUCGGGCGACGGCGUGGGCGAGCCGCGGCGGCGGGGGCCGGCGCCGGGUGCGCUGGAGCUUGGCUUUGAGGGGUGGCUGCGGCAGCUGCUGUUUGAGCUGCUGACGAUGCUGUCGCAGCUUGACGAGCGCAGCGCGGCCGUCUGGCAGUCGGCCGUCGGCUGCACCCUGCACCUCACCACGUCAGCCGGCUACUGGGUCCGAGCCGCCGCCGCCGGCCUGCCCCCGCCCGCGCUCCGCGGCCUGCUGCGCGCCUGCCUGGCGUUCGACUGGGCGCCCGAGCUGCACGCACACUUUGCGCAGCUCGCGCCGCUGCUGCUGUGCCCUGAAGAGGGCGGCGGCGGCGGCGCGGGCGAGCCGCGGCCGACGGCUGGCGACGCGGCCGGCGGCGGCCGCUUGCAUGGGCGGCGCGAUGCUGCGGCGACGGGGGACGGCGCGGCCGUGGGUGGUGGCUUGGGCAGCAUCGACCCUGAGCGCCUGGCGGGCUUUGGGGGGUCAGAGGAGGUGCUGCACCACUUUUGCCGUGCCGCGUCGCCCGAGGCGCAGCGCUGCCUGCUGCUGCCGUUGCUAGCGGAGUGCAUGCCGCCAGGCACGGGCUCCGCCGCCGCCGCGCGCGCCGCCGUAGCCCUUGGCGGCUCCCCAGCGCGGCUGCGCGCGCUGCAGUGCGCGCUGUGGGGCGCGCGGCCCGGCUUGGCCGACCCGAUCAUGACCGCCCUGGGCACCGCGCAGCCGGAUGGCGACCCCUCCGAGCUGCAGCUGGUAUGUUCUCUUGUGCUGGGUCUGGAGGAGAUCGCGACCCGUGGGGCCAGCGCCACCCGCAGCAGCGCCCCUGGAGGGAUUGAAGCCGGCGCGGGCGGCGGUAGCGGCGACAAAGGCGCCGGCCCCAGCGCCAGCGUGGCUACCGCGUCGCCUGGCGCCGCAGUCGCGGGCGCCGUGGAGCUGACGCGGUGGCAGGUGGCCGGGGAGCUCGCGGACUACCAGUCCGCCGCCGCCGCUGCCGCGUGGCGUGCGCUGCGGGAGCUGUGCUGGUGCCCCGAAGCCGCGGCGCGGGGCGCGGCGGCGCGGUGGCUGCAGCACUUGCUGGCUGCGGCGCUGGAGCACACGGCGGAGGCGGGGCAGGACCUGUUUCCCCUUUCCCUGCCGCCUGGCGCCGCCAGCCCCGCUGCCGCGCCGCCGUCCGACCCCGGGAUGGCGGCGCUGAGGGAGGCGCUCGCGCACGUCGUGGGCCACUGCCCCCUGGGGCCUGACCUCCUGAUCGACGCGCUGCAGCUCCACAUCACAGCCGCAAGGGCCUGGCCCGC